This is a messenger RNA of Hyalella azteca, 2710 nucleotides long. RefSeq names its product putative E3 ubiquitin-protein ligase UBR7. The coding region runs from base 68 to 1348 and encodes 426 amino acids. Lineage: Eukaryota; Metazoa; Arthropoda; Malacostraca; Amphipoda; Hyalellidae. The transcript has 8 exons. The record is from RefSeq and is a predicted model, not a curated record. Gene Ontology annotation, cellular component: cytoplasm. Gene Ontology annotation, molecular function: ubiquitin protein ligase activity; zinc ion binding.
UUUUGCAGGGUGAUUGUGACCUAUUACAUUAUAUUUACUGUACAAGUACAUAAAUUGGCUAACAAUAAUGGCAGGCGAUGAUGUAGCUUCUGAAGACAAUGCUUGCUGUGUGGAUAAUGCUGAAGAUGGCAGUUUAACAAUGGUUGACAUACUUGAGGAGCAAGAAGCACUACUAGAAGAUGCAGAAGCUGUGCUUGGGGCAGCUGAUGAUGAACAUUGUACCUAUGCUCAAGGUUACAUGAAGCGCCAGGCUGUGUAUGCAUGUUUGACAUGUAGCCCUGUGGGUGGAGCUGGAGGACGUGCUGGCAUGUGCCUCGCCUGCUCCCUACACUGCCAUGACACUCACAAUAUUGUUGAGCUCUACACCAAGAGGGACUUCCGCUGUGACUGUGGCAACUCAAAAUUCAUCAUGACCCCUUGCAAACUCAUCCCUGACAAGAUGACCACAAAUGUGAAGAACUCCUAUAACCAAAAUUUUGAUGGUGUUUACUGCACUUGUCAUAGGCCAUAUCCAGACCCUGAGCAGCCUGAUGAAGAUGAGAUGAUUCAGUGCUGUGUGUGUGAAGACUGGUACCACACUCGGCACCUAGAGAGGGAGAAUGUGCCGGCCGGUCAGGACUAUGCCGAGAUGAUCUGUCACUUGUGCAUAGCAGCAUUUCCCAUCCUCAGCAACUAUGCAGCGCUUGAUGUGAGCCACAACGAGUCAAAGGAGGCAAAUGCAGUGGACCAAGAAAAAGCCGAGGAGUUGCCUGCAGUCUCUGCAACAGAACCAGAGUUGGCUGGGAAGUCAGCGGCGGUCACCACAACAGAUUCAGAGACAGCUGGAAUCAUUGAAACAAACUCUGAAUCAGCUGGAGUUCAUGAGACUAUAUCUAAGUCAGCUGGGAAGUCAGAGGAAAAGCUAAAAGGACCUUGCACGGCGACAGUAUAUGCAGCGCCCACAAACGCUACAAAGACACUCUUCCUACCAGAAAAUUGGAGAAGCAAGCUAUGCUGCUGCUCACAAUGUACGGAGCAGUACCAGCGCCUGCAGCUGCUUUUCCUGACGUGCCCAGACGACACGACGGCGCGCUACGAGCAGCAGUCGCGCGACCGCCUGCGCGGCACCGCACGCCAGCGCAGCGUCGAACGCGAGCUCGAAGCCCUGAACGCCGUCGACCGAGUCACCCGUACCGAGAUGGUCGCAGAAUACAACACGCUGAGCACCGAGCUACGUGAGUACCUGCGCAAAUUUGCUAACACCGGAAAAGUGGUUCGUGAUGAAGACAUCCGAGAAUUUUUCUCCACUCUUGAGGCUCGCAAGAAACAGCGCACAACCGACGGCAUCCCGCCCAACACCUGCAAAUAACUCUGAAGUGUUCUCGUAUUCACAACUUCAAUUCUAUCCCUCAUCGGGACAAGUACAUGUGUCGUCGUUACUAAUGUCACCGGGCUUACUAAAUUAAAUAAACAGCAGUGUUUGCGUUGAAAAUUAGGCUGUUGUGACUCAUCCCAAUUCUGAACACUGCAGAAUUUUCAGGGUUUAUGUGGAUCUCGAACUCGUAAUUCAUAGCUACUGUGCUUAACCGCCCGACUACCUCGCCUACUUCGAACAUAAUUUUUCACAAUUGCCUGCUGGUUUCGACCCUACAGCGCACUGCUCCAAUUUUGGUGCUCCGAACUUUAUCCACUUUGCCACCCUUCUUCUUCGUCUUUUUUAUAAGUUUGCACUGUUUUCAUGAUGUCAAGUUCGGGUGAAAUUGGUUAUUCUACAAUUUUCAUUAACACUUAACGCUUUUGUUUAUCGGUAUGUCACCGAAACAAUUCAAUUGUUCAACCUACGAGGUAUUCUAUGAUUUACUGUUCAACAGGACCUAAGUUUUGAUUUAAUUUCUUUCAACCAGGAUGACGCCAAAAGCGUUCGCCUACAGGUCUCUUAUCGUGAUUAAAGUGCUCUUUUUACUUGAUCAUAAUUACUUAGCCGUCGCCGUUGAGAAUGUAAUUUCGAAGUUUAGCUUUGCGGACCUGUGUAACAGUAACUAAUCUAUCAGUAGUUAGCCGAUAUUCUUUUUGUCCUAGUUAUCUGUAAGCAACUACCUAUUACUUUGCCAUGGCUGUGUUAUAGUGGUCGUAUCCAAUAAUUUUUUUUGCAAAUGGACGAUGAAAUUUUGAUGUAAUUCAAUAUUUUUUUUAAAGAACAAUGUAAUAUCCGUUGAUAGUUCAUACAACUAUCCACUGAUAUCUCCUUAUAAAUCGUCAUCGAAACGUGUUUCAUUCGCAUUGAAUAAUUGUAUGUUGUUUAGUGACUGAGGCAAGUAACUUCCAUAAUACGUGUUCACGUAUUGGAUCCCUACAAUGAGGUAGAGGCGGUUAAAGCCAAGUCUAAGCGAGUGUCUUUUUUUUUCUUAAUAGCGGUGUCUUCGUUUCUGCGGCUUUUCACCUGCCUCUCCUUGUCACUUCGUCUCGGUGAGAUGCAAAUGCUGUUUUUUCGAGCUAUUAUCAGCAGGCUUGCCCCGUGAGACCUUCUACCCCGUGUGGGUGAUGAAUGAUUGUGGGUGAUGAUUUGCGAAGUUUACGAUAAUUGAAACCUUCCGCCAAAUUGACCAUGUUCAUCUUGACUUUCAGUUGAAGUUAGCUAAAUAGCUGAUGCGCUAGUGAACACGUAGCCACUAAACUUAAUUAACCAAUGCAUAUUAGUCAUUAUGCACUUUUUAAUGGAUAUCGGAGUUUC